This is a messenger RNA of Symbiodinium sp. CCMP2592, 1137 nucleotides long. Lineage: Eukaryota; Dinophyceae; Suessiales; Symbiodiniaceae. The record is from the annotation of a GenBank genome assembly.
AUGGAAGAUGCCAGCAAGGUGGCCGAGUUUAAGAGCAUCGGCGGGAAGCGGACUCUGGUGUCGAAGAAGCAGAUGGGCCACUCGGGAUCCCUGCCUUCUUUGACAGGCGGCCGGCAGACCAUGGGCAGCUCCGCCCAAGGUUUCUACACUGCCUCUGGCUUCAGGCAGCGAGGUAUCCUGUCCGAGGUCGUGAAGCCGCACAGGCGCCAGGAGGUGGACUCCUGUAAGCUAGGACCGGAGGAUGUGGGAACCUGCUCCAGCACCUUGCGAAAGUCCGCAAGUGCCACGAGCUUUAGCCUUUCCGAGAGGUUGCGGGCAAAGGCACAGGAGGCAACUCCCAAGACGCCUCGGAGAACAACGCAAGAUGUGGAGCCCAAGGUGAUCGAAGUCUACGCCCAUCGACCGGGAGACCGACCUCGGAAAGUCACCGUGGAGCGCCGCAGGAAGUGGUUCGAAGCUCUGGAUGUCGUUGCUCUGCUAGAGGAGCGAGGCUGCAACUUUACUCCGGACUGGGAUCGCGAGUUUUGGCUGCAGCUGGACGACUUCAACAACACGGAGUUUGAUAUCCGUAUGCCGGAUCAAUGGCUAGAGCUCGGCCAGCAACCCGAUGGAAGCUUCCUUCCCUUGCAGGCCAAGGCCUUGCGCAUCUAUGAGACAAAGGGCUCUGUCUGGGAGGACUGUACAGUGGAGGGCCUCAAGGACCUGGAAGAUGGCAAAGGCACCAAGGAGUUCUUGGUGCGCUGGGCUUCCAGCCCAGAGAAGGACCUGGAGCCGGUGGGCCGGCUGAGAAUAGUGAUCCAAGGCGAGGACCCGGAGGUGUUUGCCGACCGCAUCCUCUAUGCCUUUCAAGCUCUUCAGAAGGCCCAAGCGAGAAUACGGCUAAACUUUUUCGUAGACAACAUGCCAGUUGACGACAUCCAGACCCUUGACGACGAUCAGGUCAUCAGGGUUAUGGAGUUGGCCAAGAAUUCAUCAAGUUUGAAAGAUGUGUCGGAAACUUUCUGCCACGAGCUCGUGCGAGAAGCCAAUUUGGAUUUCGCACGCACAAUGAACAAGAUCAUCCUCGUGGGUGAUCCCCAAGUCCAGAAGCCGCCAGGCUAUGAUAGCAAUAUGGCACAGGCUGGUUCUCUGCUCUGA